AUGGCGGAGGCCACGCGGAUCCCAGACAGCCAUGAGGAAAAGCAUGACUCCUUGUCCAAUCUGGACAGAAUAUUCAACAACUUCUGGCUAAAGCUUGAGCACAGAAUGCAACAGUGUGCCCUACAACUGUCGGAAAGCCACUCACUUCGACAGCCACCACCCGACCCUCAGCAACAGCUUGCAGCCCUGGUGGGGAACAAAGCCAUAUGGUGGCAGAGGAGGGAAAAGCACCCAUCACUCCCAUGCAAAGCGGAGGGAACCAUCAAAACCAAGCGCUGGACCUCCUCAAACGCCUACCGCAUCAGGGGUGACCCUACUCCAGCUGCACGGCCCAACAUGCCGAUCCCAAACAAACACGCUCAACCACUGCACCGCAACGCAGCCUCAGGGACAUCCGUGGCAGGGCUCUGUGCAGCCCCAAUGAGGCAUAGGGUGAAUCACACAGGGAGAAAUCGGGACUCUAGAUCCCUAGCUGGGUGUCCUGACAAAACACCCUGA
This is a messenger RNA of Pelobates cultripes (western spadefoot toad), 498 nucleotides long. The record is from the annotation of a GenBank genome assembly. NCBI's taxonomy places the organism in Eukaryota, Metazoa, Chordata, Amphibia, Anura, Pelobatidae.